AUGGCCAAGACGCCUAGUGACCACCUGCUGAACACCCUGGAGGAGCUAGUGCCCUAUGACUUUGAGAAGUUCAAGUUCAAGCUGCAAAACACUAGCCUGGAAAAAGAGCACUCUCGGAUUCCCCGGGGCCAGCUGCAGAUGGCCAGGCCAGUGAAGCUGGCCACCCUGCUGGUCACCCACUAUGGAGAGGAGUACGCCGUGCGGCUGACCCUGCAGGUCCUGCGGGCCAUCAACCAGCGCCUCCUGGCAGAGGAGCUCCACAGAGCGACAGACCAGGAGCAUCUGGCGGCCGCGAGGACGCCCGGGAGCCUGAAGGCAGCCGAGGGCCCCGAAGGCGAGGGGCAGCGGCAGAGCGGGGAUGGGGCGGCCAGCUCGCCGUCCAGCCAGCCUGAGGCUGGGAGGGGGCCCCAGAAGAAGCCUCAGGUCAAACGGAGGGAGCCGAAAUGCCUCGGCGUGGACGCCCAGGGCAGGCCGUGGGCCAGGAGAAGCCCCGUGCUGGGCCGGCCGCCCGGGGACAGGCCGGGCCCGACGAGUGCCCGGCUCCGCAGGAACGCCAGCUCGGCCGGGCGGCUCCAAGGCCAGUGCGGGGCCUACCCGGGAAAGACGGAGCAGAAGAAAUCGGAAGUGUAUUUACCUUCCGGAAAGAAGCGACCCAAAAGCCUCGAACUCAUUUCUUCGAGAGACCGAGAACCCCCGAAUCCAGGAACUCUCCUCCCUCAGUUGGAGACCGGGACCCGGAAGCCAGACUCAGCAGCCACUCCCCGGGGAGCGGCCACUCAAGAUGCAGAGGCUGCUCAGGCCCUAGAGAAGAGCUCCAGGAAUCCAGAACAUUCCACCCCAGGGAGGCCACAGGACAAGGCUGCGUGUCCCCUGUGCCACACCCAGGAAGGAGACCCCGUUGGGACUACCUGCAGGCAUGAUUCCUGCAGCUGCCCUGUGGCUCCUGCGCACUCCAGGGUCUCAGGUGGCCGCCUGCCCGGCUGCCCACAUGGCCAGGUCUCGCUGGCAUGGAAGAGCUCCCGAGGGCUGAGCCCCCAGCCCCUGCCGCACUGUCAGCGCCACAUGAAGCAGGUGCAGCUGCUCUUCUGCGAGGACCACGGCGAGCCCAUCUGCCUCAUCUGCAGCCUGAGUCGGGAGCACCGAGGCCACCGCGUGCGCCCCAUCGAAGAGGUCGCCCUGGAGUACCGGGAGCAAAUUCAGAAGCAGCUGGAACAUCUGAAGCAGCUACGAAGAUGUGGAGAGGAGCGGAGGUCCCAGGGCGAUGAGAAGAUGGAGAACUUUCUGAAACAAACUGAAACCCAGAGGCAGAGAGUCCGCUGCCGGCUGGAGAAGCUGUUCCAGUUUCUGGAGGAGCAAGAGCAGCUGUUUGUGGCCUGGCUGGAGGAGCUGGGCCAGACCAUCGGCCAGGUCAGGGAGAAAUACGGCACCCGAGUGUCCUGGAACAUUGCCCUUCUCGAUGAGCUGAUUGGGGAGCUGGAGGCCAAGCAGUGCAAAUCAGAAUGGGAGCUCAUGCAGGACGUCGGAGUCACCUUGCACAGGGCCAAGGCCGUGACUGUUCCUGAGCCGUGGGCCACUCCUCCCGAGGUAAAAGAAAAGAUCCACCUGCUCUACCAGAAAUCAGAGUUUAUAGAGAAGAGCAUGGAGUGCUUCUCAGAAACACUGCGUUCAGAAAUGGAAACAUUCAACGUUCCAGAACUGAUCGGUGCUCAGACACAUGCUGUGAACGUGACCCUGGAUGCAGAAACCUCCCACCCCAACCUCAUCUUCUCUGAUGAUCUGAAGAGCAUGAGACUUGGAAACAAGUGGGAACGACUACCUGAGGGCCCAGAGAGAUUCGACAGCUGCAUUAUUGCCCUGGGCUCCCCCAGCUUCCUUUCUGGCCGCCAUUACUGGGAAGUGGAGGUUGGAGACAAGACAGCGUGGAUCCUGGGUGUCUGCAAGGCAUCCAUGAGCAGGAAAGGGAGCAUGGUUCUGUCACCAGAGAAUGGCUACUGGGUGGUGAUGAUGAAGCGAAAUGAAUACCGGGUCUCUACCUUCCCUCCAACCCGCCUGCGGAUGAGGGAGCCGCCCAGGCGUGUGGGCAUCUUCCUAGACUACAAGACUAGAAGCAUUUCCUUUUACAACGUGACAGCCAGAUCCCACAUGUACACAUUCACCAGUUUCUCUUCUUCUGGGCCCCUUCAACCUAUCUUCAGCCCCGGGGCACAUGAUAGGGGGAAGAACAUGGGUCCUCUGACCAUCUGUCCAGUGGGUGACCAGAGACUUCGCUGA
This is a messenger RNA of Lepus europaeus (European hare), 2271 nucleotides long. It is a transcript of the gene MEFV, whose product is annotated as MEFV innate immunity regulator, pyrin. The record is from RefSeq and is a predicted model, not a curated record. Lineage: Eukaryota; Metazoa; Chordata; Mammalia; Lagomorpha; Leporidae. Bases 1 to 2271 code for a protein of 756 amino acids. The transcript has 10 exons. Gene Ontology annotation, molecular function: protein binding; zinc ion binding.